Westerdykella ornata is the source of this 998-nucleotide messenger RNA. RefSeq names its product Thioesterase/thiol ester dehydrase-isomerase. The transcript has a single exon. Gene Ontology annotation, molecular function: fatty acyl-CoA hydrolase activity. The coding region runs from base 176 to 643 and encodes 155 amino acids. Lineage: Eukaryota; Fungi; Ascomycota; Dothideomycetes; Pleosporales; Sporormiaceae. The record is from RefSeq and is a predicted model, not a curated record.
CCACACUUCAACCAUCAACCAUCCUCAUCUCGUCUCCGUAACCUCUCUUCUAUUCCCUUGUUCCGUCAUUUAAACAUUCGCUCAGUCAUAAACUGCUGUCCUUCCCACCUGCGCAAUUGAAACCUUCAUUCCCUUAACCAGACGCCCCUUCUUUCCUCCCCUCCACUCUCCUCAAAUGUCACCCCAUCCCCCCUCCGAUCCCACCACACUCGCACACGUCCAAUUCUUCCACUCCACCCGCCUAACCUCCUCCCCAAUCUACACCUUCCUCCUCUCCUCCACCACUCUCAUCUACGCCUCCAAAGGCACCAUCCGCGCUCGCCUCCAACUAUCCCACAACCACCUAAACUCGCACUCCUCCCUCCACGGCUCCGUCUCUGCCACCAUAGUCGACUGGGCCGGCGGCCUGGCAAUCGCCGCGUACGAUCUGCGAGACAAGACGGGCGUGAGCACGGACAUCCAUGUGUCGUACCUAGGGACGGCUCGGGAGGGCGAGGUUGUGGAGAUUGAGGCGCAGGUGGAUAAGGUGGGGAAGAGAAUGGCGUUCACGAAUGUCACGAUCCGGAAGGUGGUGGAGGGGAAGGAGGAGGCUGAGUGGCCUGUGGUGGCUAAAGGAAGCCAUACGAAGUUUUUGAGUGGCUGAUGUGGACGGAAGGGUUCUUGCUGUACGCUGUUGCUUGUGCUACCUGAUCGACACAUUGACCCCCUCUUCUGAUCAAAUCCUCCCCUCUCUCUCCACAAUAGCUAAGGGAAACGGCACGAACUAAACGCCAUUGUCUUUGGACCGUCGUUUCUGCUCCCCCAUGAAUGAUGGAUUUCCACUCAGAUGGCGAAGAUGGACGUAACCAGUCGGUAUCCCCAUACCAACUGGGACCCUUUUGUUUCGAAAACCAGGCAGAGCUCUCGCGGCAAUGACAGGCUGGGAAUUAUGAAGGGUUACAUUCUUCGAAUUGGAGAUGGUGCGUUGUAGGAAUAUGGUAUGGUUUUCACAUUGAUGU